CGACGGUGGCAAGCAUGGUCCCCCUCACCCUCCUCAAGAUUCCAUGCGAUUGUGAUGCCUUCUGCCUCUCGUGUCUGCUCCCGUUCUGCUGCUCUCCGCCUUGCUGCUGCGUUUCUCGGCUCUGACACCUUCACGCUUGCAAUUCCACAGCUCUCGAUCAGAGGUGUAUUCAAUAGAGAGAGGCGGUGAGAGAGAUUCCAGUUUGGAAAGAAGCGCAAGCUUUAGGGGGAGAGUUUCGAAAGGACGAACCGUGAGGAUGGCUGCAAUGUUUUGCAGAAACAUGAGAGGAUUGUUCUAUCUGGUCUCCGAAGGCUCCAAUGGCCUUGCGGCCAGGUCCAUUGUACAUAAUAAUUUCUCUAAUGUUGGAAGGAAGGAUGAUUUCCUAAAUGGUCUUGACCUUGUCGAAUUGAGCGACAUGUCACGUGUUGGCUUUGUUAGGUUAAUGAGAAACUCAAGUUUCGUUGACGAGCAUGCAAAGAAGAAAACUGAGGAUACUGAAGAGCAUCCAGAGGACGCUAUCGAGAGAGCAAGCCACGAGCUUUUCAAGCAGUCUAAUGUAAUUGAACAUCACGAGGAAUCUCCCACAGAGGAGCCGUCGGCAUAUACAGUCAAAGACCACAUUGCAGAGAAUCCUGGCGCUGAUGUUGCAAAUGAGGUGUGGAGCGCGAAGGAACAAGAUGGCACCAGCGUCUUCACCGAUCACUCCGAUAAAGAGUCGGCCGAAUUAUAGAGGAUUUACUUGAAUCUAAAUUUAAAGGUACAAGCAGCCGUAUCAUCUUAGAAGUAUUAAUUGUGAAGAUAGGCAGGAGUUCGGCAAGGUAAUGCAGUAUAAACAUAGUCGAUGCUACACAUGCGACUUUUGUAAAGAUUCUGAGACCUACUUGGAAGAUGCUUGCAUUCUGAGGGGGUAAUGGAUUGUUUUUGAGUACCAAGUGGUUACACACUCGGUUGUAAGCAGUUCAAAGAUGGUUCUGUUGAGUUGACAUCGAAAAUCAUGUUUCAUUUUUAUUUGUAAGGAUAGCUCUUUUGGAAGAAAGAAAUAGAAGGUUUACCUGAGCCUAGAGUAUUUUCAAGAACUUGGAAGAAGCUGGGCAUUCUGACAUCAUACGAUGUAAAUUACUACAUGCGGAAGAAGAACCAUACCUUUGUAGAAGUAGACAUAUGAUGAUGUGAAGGAAGCUCUUGGGGUUAAGGUAUGCGCUUGAUGUAGUCAUAGUAAACUGAGCUAUACGCUCGUGUAGUUCGCUUCUGUAUUCAACAGAACGACUUUGCAGAUUCUCUGAAGGCAUCAGGUUUUGGGAUGUCAACAAUAUUAACCUCUGUUGUACUGAAAUACACGUGUGUUUUCAUAACCAA
Messenger RNA from Physcomitrium patens, 1356 nucleotides. The record is from RefSeq and is a predicted model, not a curated record. NCBI's taxonomy places the organism in Eukaryota, Viridiplantae, Streptophyta, Bryopsida, Funariales, Funariaceae.